CCUCUCCGUCACUCCGCUGACGCUGAUGUUAUCGUGGUGCUGAUGCUGCUGCUGGAUUAACAGUUUCUCACUGGCGCCUGACGACGAGUUGGGACACUUUGUCUGAGGAGCAAACCUGAGAGAAACCUUCAGAGCUGCUGCAGCUCCUCUGACUUUCUGUCAGGGACACACACACGCACACACACACACACACGCACGCACACACGCACACGCACACACACACGCACACACGCACACACACGUCAACUCAGCGCCGGAUGCUCUGCAACAUACAUGAGAGGACUCAUCCUGACUGAAGGUUGUUGAAACCUGCUAUCUGACGGAGAGGAGAGGCAUGGAGGCGGAGGGCAGCGCUCCCCGGGCGGCGAUGGAGUCAGGCAACCCGUUGCUGAAGGCGGUGUUCCUCCGUCGCCUGCGCCUGACGCGGCUGCUCCUGGAGGGAGGGGCCUACGUCAACGAGAGCGACGGCCAGGGCCGCACCCCCCUGAUGGUGGCCUGCACCACCCGGCACGCCGACGCCCAGAGCGCCGGCCGGGACAAGCUGGUCCAGUUCCUCCUGGAGAAAGGGGCGGACCCCGACAUCCAGGACAAGGAGGGCCGCUCGGCGCUAAUGCACGCCUGCCGGGAGCAGGCCGGCCCCGAGGUGGCGGCUCUGCUCCUGGCCAGCGGGGCGGACAUCGGCCUGGAGGACCGGUCCGGGACGUCGGCGCUGGUCUACGCGGUCAUGGCCGGGGACUGGAAGGUCCUGAAGCUGUUGCUCGACACAUGCAAGGCCAAAGGGAAGGAGGUGAUCAUCAUUGCCACCGACAGGUUCCCGUGCGGGAAACUGCAGGCCGAGCGGUACCUCGGCCUGCCCCCCCUCGGCCCCCUGGACGGGCCCGACGGGACGGCGUCGGCAGCUCCGGCGUCCCCCUCUGAGAUCCAGCUCAUCACCUCCCCCAGGUGCGCCCCCUCUUCCUUACGCCCCCCGAAGACAGUCUUCUCCUUUAAAGAUGACCAGUCCGGGAGCGUGAGCUCCCACCCGUGUUCCCCGUCCCGGUUCCAGCGGUUCGGCCAGGCGGCGCCCAACGGCCUGCAGCAGUCCCUCCUGAGGCUGAACUCCGAGCCCUGGCUGAAGGUCCCGGCGUCUCUGCUCCGCCAGCAGCCUCACGCCAGAGACCGAGCCGAGGACCCCUCCCUCCGGACCCCCGAACCGGACCGCGGGGAUUCAAAGAGUGACGGCUUCAAGUGGUACGAAGGCAGAGCCGCGACGGACAACGGGGCGGAGGCGAAGAACGGAUGCGGCAAAGACGUGGGGCCGAAGAUCUCCUUCCCGGGUCUCCUCUCGUCCCACUCCGCCUCUCACCCGAACCUCCACUCUGCAAACCUCGGCGCAGAUUCGCUCCCCUCCUCCUCCUCCUCCUCCUCCGGCGGCGGCAAACACGCCGGCACUGCGCUGCACGCCGCGGCCUCGUCCAGCCUCCGCAGCAUAAUCCAGCGGCGGAAGCUGGGGGACAUCUACAGCUCCGACCCGCAGCUCGCCAGAGACGUCCACGGUCUGCCCGAGGAGUCCCAGCAGGGAGCCCGCGGAGACCUGGCGGAGGGCAAGAGGCUGGCCCCCCUGCGCUGCUCCAGCACGCUGGGCUCCCGGGAGGCGCCGGCGGGUCCGAGACGGCGGGUGCUGUCCGGGUACGAGCGCAGGGGAUCCGGGGCCUUCCUGUUGGACCACAGCUGCCAGGCCAAGCCCAGGUCUCUGCCGCCUCUGGCCCUCAACCACGGCAACAACCCCGCCCUCAAUGCGUGCGGCGGCUCCGGCGAGAAGGAGCACGUGGCGAGGAGCCUCCUCCCCUCCGCUCCUCCUGGCCACCCCACAGAGAUGACCAGGAGGAUGCUGCUGAGGAGACACUCGAUGCAGACGGAACAGUUCAAAACCACAGCCUGAAGUCCGGUCCAGCCGACCCUGA
Molecule: messenger RNA, 1943 nt
Organism: Gasterosteus aculeatus aculeatus (three-spined stickleback)
Lineage: Eukaryota; Metazoa; Chordata; Actinopteri; Perciformes; Gasterosteidae
Gene: ankrd34ba
Product: ankyrin repeat domain 34Ba
Molecular function (GO): protein binding
Source: RefSeq, a predicted model, not a curated record